Messenger RNA from Haliaeetus leucocephalus (bald eagle), 3614 nucleotides. It is a transcript of the gene NRROS, whose product is annotated as negative regulator of reactive oxygen species. Bases 1091 to 3163 code for a protein of 690 amino acids. The transcript is spliced from 4 exons. NCBI's taxonomy places the organism in Eukaryota, Metazoa, Chordata, Aves, Accipitriformes, Accipitridae. Gene Ontology annotation, molecular function: protein binding. The record is from RefSeq and is a predicted model, not a curated record.
CUGCCUUGGCAGUUGUGGGAAAAGCCAUUUAUGCUGAUUUUCACAUAGGGGUCAGCACCUGGGAGGUCCCUGUAUCCAGAUGUGUCUGGCUUGCAACCUGAGUGCUGGGUUUGCCAAAAUCCCAAGCAGCCCCGGGAGACCCAAAGGUCUGUGGGCGGUGGGAUCUGAGCAUCCUGAAUCUCACCUAGACAAUGCAAGAGGCUGGGCGCUGGUGUCCCAAAGCGAGGACUCGACAUGUGGGGGGAUGUUCAACCUCGGCUUAGGAUGCAACGGGAAAGAACAGCACCUUCUUCUUCCCCCGCAGGAAGUGCAUCCCUUGGCUCCUGUUGAAGCCCCUGUGCUGGGUGCUGGAGGCAAGUGGGGGACUAGAGGGGCACAGUAGGAAUAGGCACCAUGCAGGGGAGCGCCGUGCAGCCGGUGGCUUUUCUUGAGCCCCGGCAGGGUCAGUGGCAUGGCUCCGCAGGCAAGAACCUCCCCCCUCCCCCCCCAGGUCACUAGCUCUGCUGCCUGAAACCCUUGCAGGGGUUUUGCUGCUGGAGCUGUGCAGAGGAGUCACGGUGCAAGGGUCGUCCCCAGACCUGGCUUGUCCCUGGGAGCAGCGGGAGAGCUAGGAGCUGUGUGACCCUUGGCGGAGGCCAGUUCCCCCUAGCAGCCCCCUCCCUGCCUGCCCGGCCCCCAUGGUUCCUCCUUGCUGGGGAGCUGUUUGUGAGUGCAUGACCUGGGUUGUAAGUGCUGAGAUCAGUAAGCGAAGUGCCUGGCCACGCUCUCUGCCUCCAUGUGACUGCAGUUUCCGUUAGCUCCUUCCGCAAAGGCUAUAUUAGUGCUAAGCGAGAAAGCGGGUGGGAGAGAAACCCAGCGGGUUGCACCUACCCUUGGCCCCAAGAGACCCCACCGAGCGCAGCCGGAGAGGCCGUUGGCUGCAGGAUGAGUUGUGGCAAACCCUGCGCACCACUCCACGCGCUCUGGCAGUUAUGAAAACGCCACUUACUGAGCCCUCGACAAGACCUCGCUGCUCAUUUGCCUGAGGUUCAGCUUUUCCCCAGAUGCAAAUGCCGUCAGCUCCAGUUCCACCAAGAGUGCCACCGCUGAGAUGGAGGCCCCGCUCCCUGGUUUCUCCCUGCUUCUGGUCCUCCUGGCAGUGGGAUGGGGAAGCGGGGCAGUCACAGCCUGGACGUCUCCUGGUGUCUGUGAGCUCGUGCAGAGCACUGCGGACUGCACUGGGAGAUGGCUGAGCUCUGUCCCAGGAAAUCUUCGAGGUGAUACUGAGGAGCUGUUGCUUGAUGACAACACUAUCCAGGUCCUGGGGAAUGCCUCUCUGCUCUCAUACCACCAGCUGCGGCGUCUCAGCUUGACCAAGAAUCGGCUGGAGCUCAUCAAGCCCGGUGUCUUCCUCAGCAGCCAAGGCCUCCAUGCGCUCUCCUUGGCAGACAACCUCCUCUUCACCAACUAUUCACUGACAGCAGCUGCUCUUUCUGCUCUGCCAGCCUUAAGGACGCUGGAUCUAGCUGGAAACCGCCUCACUGAGGACAUGGUAUCGGUUUUGGUCUGGAAUCUGUCUUCCUUGGAGUCCUUGUCCGUGGCCAGGAACAUUAUCAUGAGGCUGGACUCGUCUGUCUUCACAAACCUGACACAGCUGUUGGAGCUGAACCUGGAGAAGAACUACAUCUUUGAGAUUGACCAAGCUUUUGAAGGGCUGCAGAGGCUGCAGAGGCUCAACAUAGCUUACAACUACCUCCCAUGCGUAGUGGAGUUCAGCCUGACCCAGCUCAGGGUGCUCAACGUCAGUAACAACGUCAUUGAGUGGUUUCUGGCCCUGGAAAGUGAUGACCUCUUUGAGCUGGAGAUGCUGGACCUGUCCCACAAUCGUCUCCUCUUCUUCCCCGUGUUGCCCCGGCAGAGCAAGCUGCACUCCUUGUUGCUGAAGGACAACGAGAUGAGCUUCUACCAGCGCCUCCCCAAUGGCACAUCCCUGGCGGAUGUCACGGUGCAGUUCCUGCUCAUUGAUGGCAACUCCACCAACGUCACGACAGUCAGCCUCUGGGAUGAGAUCUGCCACAGCAAUCUCUCCUCCCUGCACCUCCUGGACAUGAGCCAGAACCAGGUCUGGUACCUGCCGGAGGGCUUCCUGGCCCAGAUGCCCUCCCUGACCCACCUGAAGCUCAACCAGAACUGCCUGGAGACAUUUCAGCUGUCGGAGGGGGACCCCUUAGCCAUGCUGACAGAGCUGGACCUCAGCCAGAACCAGCUGGUGGAGCUGGGGGCAGAGAUGGGGGCUGGGGACAUCCUGCCCAACCUCCAGCUCUUCAACCUCAGCACCAACAGGCUCCGGGUGCUUCCUUCUGGGGUUUUCGCCUACACCAGGAAGAUCACUACCGUGGACCUCAGCCGCAACCGGGUUGACCUCUGUCCCCAGCCAGCUGUUGCAGGUGAGGCGGAAACUCCCCCCUGUGUGGACAUCAGGGGUGUCAAGACCUUGACUCAUCUCUCCUUGGCCGGCUGUGGUCUGCGGGGACUGGGUCGCCACCCCUUCCAGGGGACGUCGCUGAUGCAUUUGGACCUCUCUGACAACCAUCAGGCACUGUCCGGGGACCUGGGGUGGCUGCAGGACCUUGCUCUGACGCUGCAGGUGUUGUCUCUGAGGAACACCAGCCUCUCCUCCACUGCCGUGGACUUCUCUGCCUUUAACAGCCUCGUGCGCUUGGACCUCUCGGGGAAUUCCUUGAGCGUCUUCCCCUCCUCGCUGGGCAUCCUGAAACUGCUCAGCCUGGACCUGCGGGACAACUGCCUCCCGGCUCUGCCACCGGAUGUCGCGCGGAUGCCGCUGGGGAAGAGCCUGCAGGAGGUCUACCUCAGCCAAAACCCCUACAACUGCUGCACGUUGGGCUGGUGGGACUCCCUGCAGCGGGUCGAGGGGUUGCACGUCCCCGACGGGCAGGAGAUGACCUGCAGCUAUGCCUCCCACACGCUGAGCCCCAGGGCGCUGCCAGAGCCCGUCCUGUGGAGCUGCCGCUGGCAAACGGCUGACCUGGCGCUCCUCUACCUCGUGCUGGCUCUGCCCACCUGCUUGACGCUCCUGGUGGCCUUCGCUGUUGUCUUCCUCACGCUCAAGCAAAAGCUGCUGAAAAUGGUGAAAAGCCAGUGUGGGGUGUCUAGCCCUUACUGAUGGCUGAGGAGGAGGAGGGAGGGAGGGCUCAGGAACAGUGAACGUGAGUGGGUUGUCAGGAUUACAGGCAAUAACCCCUCCGAGGUGGGUGAGAUGGAAGCUUGAUGGAUGUUAGGACCAGGGGGUGCUGGGAGAGCUGCUGUUUCUGCUACAGAUGCCCUAAGGGUACCUGAAGGGUGUGUGGCUGUGUCCCGUGAUGGAGCCUGGGGCCGUGCUGGGCAUCCUCAAGGGACACAACUUCAGCAGAAACCUUCAGUUGAUGUUGGUGAGAGCUGAGUGGACACAACACCAAACGCCUUUUGGCUGAAGGGGUACGGACAGUUUCCCCCAACGCUGUUUCCCCUCCCCCCUUCAGGCAGUUCCUUUUAUUUAUUCACACCCUGUAGCCAACUCUCCACUGCAAAACAUCCUCCAGCUCUGCAACCAGCCUCCACAAACCACCCCAGGCUGG